Molecule: messenger RNA, 1113 nt
Organism: Ustilaginoidea virens
Lineage: Eukaryota; Fungi; Ascomycota; Sordariomycetes; Hypocreales; Clavicipitaceae
Exons: 2
Coding region: 1-1113 (370 amino acids)
Cellular component (GO): cytoplasm
Molecular function (GO): cysteine synthase activity
Source: RefSeq, a predicted model, not a curated record
AUGCUGCGACACAGCGCCGCGAGGCUCGCAGCUGCAGCCGUCAAGGCCGCCGAACCGACAGCCCACACGGUGGCCGUGUCCAGAGCCCAGGGCGUUUCUCAAGGCUUGACUGGAGCCAUCGGCAACACCCCCCUCAUCCGGCUGAACAGACUGUCCGAAGAAACCGGCUGCGAGGUGCUAGGCAAGGCCGAGUUCAUGAACCCAGGCGGCUCCGUCAAGGACCGCGCCGCUCUCUACGUGGUCAAGGACGCCGAGGAACGCGGGCUCCUCCGCCCGGGGGGCACCGUUGUCGAGGGAACCGCCGGCAACACGGGCAUCGGCCUCGCCCACGUCUGCCGGUCCCGCGGCUACAAGCUCGUCAUCUACAUGCCCGACACGCAGUCCCAGGGCAAAAUCGACCUCCUCCGCCUGCUCGGCGCCCAGGUGCACCCCGUGCCCGCCGUGGCGUUUGACAACCCCCAAAACUACAACCACCAGGCCCGACGGCACGCCGAGCGUCUCGACAACGCCGUGUGGACGAACCAGUUCGACAACACGGCCAACCGGCGGGCGCACAUCGAGACGACGGGCCCGGAGAUUUGGGCGCAGACCCUGGGCACCGUGGACGCCUUCACCUGCGCCACGGGCACGGCGGGCACGCUGGCCGGCGUCACCAGGUACCUGAAGAGCGUCUCGGGCGGCAGGGUCAAGAGCUUCCUGGCCGACCCGCCGGGCAGCGUCUUGCACUCGUACAUCGGCUCCGGGGGCGAGUUGGCCGAGCGGACGGGGUCCAGCAUCACCGAAGGCAUCGGCCAGGGCCGCAUCACGGACAACCUCCAGCCCGAUGUUGGCCUGCUGGACGGGUCGCUGCACAUCUCGGACGAGAAGAGCAUCGAGAUGGUCUACCGGUGCCUGGACGAGGAAGGCCUGUACCUCGGCGCGAGCUCGGCGCUGAAUGUUGUCGCGGCCAAGGAGGUUGCGGAGAAGAUGGGCAGGGGCCACAAGGUCGUUACCGUGCUGUGCGACGGAGCGUACCGCUACGCCGAUCGCCUCUUCAGCCGCAAGUGGUUGCAAGAGAAGAAGCUCCUGGGGGCGAUUCCUCGUCAUCUGGAAAAGUACGUCGUUUUGCCGUGA